UAUUCCAAGCGACGUAAACAGUAAACACGUGCGGCGAGCUACAGGCAGGCGGAAGGUGUCUUCAUUUAUGUUGGAAAAAAAAUCAUAUAACACAACGUUCGCAUAGAUCUUGCCAACGAGAGGAAAAUUAACAAGUUCACUUAAUUCUCUGAGGAAGAUAUAUUGAAGUAAAGAACAGGAAAAUCACAAACAUGGGGAAGCACAAAAUCAACGUCUUGAAGGAGAACCAGAAGGUCAUUCAUCCCAACAGCAGGAAGGCCAAGAAGUUAAGUAAGAUGGUCAGCAGAGAAAUCAAAAUGAAGAAGAGAAGAGGUGAAAAUAACUUGAAGCUGCAAGUUCUGGGCGACAAACUGCUGUGGUUCAAGAAAGAAAUGGAUCCAAGUAUAGAGGUGGUCACUCCUAAGGAUGUUUUGAAUUUGAUACAAAAGUAAGUGCAGUAUCUUGUAAUGCG
Messenger RNA from Penaeus vannamei (Pacific white shrimp), 451 nucleotides. The record is from RefSeq and is a predicted model, not a curated record. Lineage: Eukaryota; Metazoa; Arthropoda; Malacostraca; Decapoda; Penaeidae.